Parathielavia appendiculata is the source of this 2476-nucleotide messenger RNA. RefSeq lists its product as uncharacterized. The record is from RefSeq and is a predicted model, not a curated record. The transcript has a single exon. Gene Ontology annotation, molecular function: oxidoreductase activity, acting on the CH-CH group of donors. NCBI's taxonomy places the organism in Eukaryota, Fungi, Ascomycota, Sordariomycetes, Sordariales, Chaetomiaceae. The coding region runs from base 261 to 2000 and encodes 579 amino acids.
CCCCAGCCGUCGCUGCUGGCUGGCACCAAACAAUGGCGAUACUUUGAAAGGGCCUGUUCCCACAACCAAUUCCUCAACGAGCAUUCUAACUAACAGCAACAGACCUACCUGCAACAACCUCGCAACUCGGACUCCCUCCCUCGUUAGUCGCCCUCAACUCUUUCCAUUCUCGAGGACCAGCCCCCGCCCCCCUCAUCACGCUCGCUCGGUCAACCUGAACCUUCGUCCCUGAACCCAAUUGAACUCAAUUCGACUAUACGAUGGCGUCCGAGCCCGAGAAAAAGCCCGUCAUCAUCGUCGGCGCGGGCCUCGCAGGCCUCGUCGCAGCCUUUGAGCUGUCCCGCCAAAACGUGCCGACCCUCAUCCUCGACCAAGAAAAUGCGGGAAGCCUGGGCGGCCAGGCCUUCUGGUCGCUGGGCGGCAUCUUUUGCGUCGACUCGGCCGAGCAGCGCCGCAUGGGCAUCAAAGACUCGCGCGAGCUGGCCAUGCGCGACUGGUUCAGCUCGGCCCGCUUCGACCGCGAGAAAGAGGACUGCUGGCCGCGCAAGUGGGCCGAGGCCUUUGUCAACUUUGCCACGGACGAGAUGGAGAGCUACGUCAAGGCGCGCGGGAUAGGGUUCCUCUUCAACGUUGGCUGGGCCGAGCGUGGCGAUGGGCGGGCGGACGGGCACGGCAACUCGGUCCCGAGAUUCCACGUGACGUGGGGAACUGGCCCGGAGGUUGUCCGCGUGUUUGCCGAGCCCGUCAAGGAGGCUGAAAAGAAGGGCAUCGUCGAGUUCAAGUUUCGGCACAUGGUCGACGAGGUGAUCGUCGACGAGAAGACCGGACGCGCCGUCGGUGUCAAGGGCCGGGUCCUGGAGCCGGACGACUCCCCCAGAGGUGUCAAGACAUCCAGGACAGUGAUUGGCGGGUUCGAGAUCUAUGGCUCUGCCGUGCUGGUCUCCUCGGGCGGCAUUGGCGGCAACGUCGAGAAGGUCAAGUCAGUCUGGCCGGUCGACCGCCUCGGCCCGAAAGUGCCAGACAACUUCGUUAUCGGCGUGCCCGCGCACGUCGACGGCCGCAUGAUCGACAUUGCCGAGACGGCCGGCGCCAACAUCAUCAACCGCGACAGGAUGUGGCACUACACCGAGGGCCUCGCCAACUGGGACCCCAUCUGGCCGGGCCACGGCAUCCGCGUCCUCCCGGCCCCUUCGUCCCUUUGGCUCGACGCCACCGGCAAGCGUCUGCCUCCUUUCCUGUACCCCGGCUGCGACACACUAGCGACCCUCAAGCACAUCUGCAGCACGGGAUAUGACUACACGUGGUUCAUCACCGACCAGAGCAUCGUGGCGCGCGAGUUUGCGCUCUCUGGCUCGGAGCAAAACCCGGACAUCACCGGCAAAUCCCUCUGGCAGUUCUUCAACCAGCGUAUCCUCAGCUCCAAGGGCACCACCCCCGUCCAAAAAUUCGUCCAGCACGGUGUCGACUUCGUGGUGCGCGACAACCUCCAAGACCUGGUCAAGGGCAUGAACGAGCUCGUCUCCACCGUCCCCGGCGCGCCGCAGCUCAACUACGCGCAGAUCUUAGAAGUCGUCGAGACGCGCGACGGCCAGUUCAUGAACACGUACUCCAAGGACGCCCAGGCCAUGCUUAUACACAGCGCCCGCACCUACUGGGCCGACAAGCGCAGCCGCAUUGCUCCGCCGCACAGGCUGCUCGACGUCGAGAAGCACGGGCCCUUGAUCGCCGUCAGGAUGAACUUGCUGACGAGAAAGACGCUGGGCGGGAUCGAGACGAACCUGGACAGUAACGUCAUGCGGGCCGAUGGGACGCCGUUCCCCGGGCUGUAUGCGGCGGGCGAGGCGGCCGGGUUUGGGGGCGGAGGUGUGCACGGGUAUAGCUCCCUAGAGGGGACUUUCUUGGGCGGUUGCAUCUUUUCGGGGAGGGCGGCGGGGCGGGCGAUGGCCAGGGAGGUGUUGGGGGCUGCGGUUGAUGGGCGGAGUGGCCUCGCUCGACUUUGACUCUGGCCUUGCCCUGAGUAACGGCUGGUUCCUGUUCUUGGCCUAUAUCCGCAGCUUUCAGGAUACCUAGUACGCCCUAUUCCUAAUAUCAAUACCAUGCAGUGUACUUUGCACCCUCUGCACCCUGUCCGCGACAGAACCCUGUCACGCACCGGACAAGAGACAGCUCGAUUGCCCUCGAGCCACCAACUCAAGGCUUCGAACCCAACUGGGUGCAUUUCGUUGAUCCUACAGGAAUGGUCAUGUCCCUCCCUCAUGGCCCGGCAUUGUCAAACCACGUCGUGAUCUGGCCUGGAUUGUCGCAAUCCAGUAAACCCACCGAGCCCUUUCUCCCUUCCCGCCACCGCAGGCUUAGCCGCCUCACCAUCAGUGACAGGCUACCGGUAGUCAAACACCUUGCCAGGAUUCAUGACCCACUUCGGAUCAACCGCCCUCUUCAACCUCCUCAUCACCUCAACCGUAUCCUCCCCAAGCUC